AUGUGUUCUUAUCGGUGUACGACAUGUCAGUAUAAAUGUAAAGACAAAAGUAGUUUUAAAGAGCAUCUAAGAACACACCGCGGCGAGAAACCUUAUGAAUGUACGAUAUGUCAGUACAGAUGUAGUCAAAAAAGUAGUUUGAAAAUACAUUUAAGAACACACAGCGGCGAGAAACCUUAUGAAUGUACGAUAUGUCAGUACAGAUGUAGCCAAAAAAACGAUUUGAAAAAACAUCUAAGAACACACAGCGGCGAGAAACCUUAUGAAUGUACGAUAUGUCAGUACAGAUGUAGUGUAAAAAGUAGUUUAAAAAGACAUCUAAGAACACACAGCGGCGAGAAACCUUAUGAAUGUACGAUAUGUCAGUACAGAUGUAGUCAAAAAAGUAGUUUGAAAAUACAUUUAAGAACACACAGCGGCGAGAAACCUUAUGAAUGUACGAUAUGUCAGUACAGAUGUAGUCAAAAAAGUAGUUUGAAAAUACAUUUAAGAACACACAGCGGCGAGAAACCUUAUGAAUGUACGAUAUGUCAGUACAGAUGUAGCCAAAAAAACGAUUUGAAAAAACAUCUAAGAACACACAGCGGCGAGAAGCCUUAUGAAUGUACGAUAUGUCAGUACAGAUGUAGUGUAAAAAGUAGUUUGAAAACACAUCUAAGAACACACAGCGGCGAGAAGCCUUAUGAAUGUACGAUAUGUCAGUACAGAUGUAGUGUAAAAAGUAGUUUGAAAACACAUCUAAGAACACACAGCGGCGAGAAGCCUUAUGAAUGUACGAUAUGUCAGUACAGAUUUAAACAUAAAAAUAGCUUAAAAAAACAUUUAAAAACACACAGCGAUAUGGUUUAA
Molecule: messenger RNA, 849 nt
Organism: Galleria mellonella (greater wax moth)
Lineage: Eukaryota; Metazoa; Arthropoda; Insecta; Lepidoptera; Pyralidae
Product: oocyte zinc finger protein XlCOF6-like
Exons: 1
Coding region: 1-849 (282 amino acids)
Cellular component (GO): nucleus
Source: RefSeq, a predicted model, not a curated record